Messenger RNA from Pochonia chlamydosporia 170, 954 nucleotides. RefSeq lists its product as hypothetical. Lineage: Eukaryota; Fungi; Ascomycota; Sordariomycetes; Hypocreales; Clavicipitaceae. The coding region runs from base 1 to 954 and encodes 317 amino acids. The record is from RefSeq and is a predicted model, not a curated record. The transcript is spliced from 3 exons.
AUGGCAAGCCACAAACCAGAAAAGGAGAUACCCUUGACAGAAACGCAAUGUGUCAUGCUCGAAGCCGCUAUAGAGAGGGCCUGGAACAGCGGCGUUCGCUUGGACGACCACGAACUUCUUGUCAGGUGGCUAAAGCAGCAGGGCGUCUCGGACGACCUUCUUGACCGUAGACAUCGAGAGUUUAUAUUGACACUUGCCCUAAAAUAUGCCUGUCGAGCGAAUCGAGAUCUGGGUAGACGGGCUGCCCUGGAAUUCAAGCCGCCUACGCCGCCUAACGAUUCUUUGAACGACAUUGACCCCGAUUCCCUGCGUAACCAGGGCGGCGGUAGCGUGGAACAGGUGACUUUUGAUGAGACCGAGGAUGAGAUAACGAUCAGCAUGUCGGAGCCUCAUGGUCAAGAGUGGGAUGGCGUUUCGGCGAAAAGAUGUCAGCAGAACUCGAGUUUUAUCACAUGCGAUGUAGCUCGUCGACUUCCAGUGUACGCGACCGAGGGCGACAAAAUAAAACUGAAGCUUAAGCUGAACGGAGCCUGGGACGAUCACCGCACCUAUGUGACAGCUUUCACGGUAGUAUCGGACGACACCAUGAAUGUCGAUGUGGCCUUGGGGAGAAAUUGGAAAAAUAACGGCUCCGAUGACAUCGAAGACGCAUCUAUCCAGAGCCAGUCAGUACUAGAAGACCAAGCCGGCCGGAGCUCAGAGAGCCAGCAUUUGCAUACUGGGCCAUCAAACCGAGAUGUACUGUUAUUACACGUGGUCAAGACUUUGGGGAAGGUAGUUGACGAGGUCGCAAGGCCACAAGCGGCUUUAGACGAACUUGGUACUCCCAACCCUUCAUGGCCUGCAUCUACAGGCAACGCAUCAUCCAAUAUUCAACUCGAGAAAAGAUUUGCAGCGGAAGCUUCGUCUGGGCGACCGCAUAAGCGGAUGAUGCCGUCCCGACCUGAUGCCUAA